This is a messenger RNA of Gallus gallus (chicken), 1533 nucleotides long. RefSeq names its product heat shock transcription factor 4 (gene HSF4). Gene Ontology annotation, biological process: regulation of DNA-templated transcription. The record is from RefSeq and is marked validated. Gene Ontology annotation, molecular function: sequence-specific DNA binding; DNA-binding transcription factor activity. Bases 1 to 1533 code for a protein of 510 amino acids. The transcript is spliced from 13 exons. Lineage: Eukaryota; Metazoa; Chordata; Aves; Galliformes; Phasianidae.
AUGCAGGAUUCACCUGGCUCCCUGGUGAUGGAUGGCUACACCAGCAAUGUGCCAGCCUUCCUAACCAAGCUCUGGACGCUGGUGGAAGAUCCUGAAACAAACCACCUCAUCUGCUGGAGUACGAAUGGCACCAGUUUCCAUGUGUUUGACCAAGGACGCUUUGCCAAAGAGGUGCUGCCCAAGUAUUUCAAACACAACAACAUGGCCAGUUUUGUCCGGCAGCUGAACAUGUAUGGCUUCAGGAAGGUGGUGAACAUUGAGCAGGGGGGGCUGGUCAAGCCCGAGCGGGACGACACUGAGUUCCAGCACCUCUGUUUCCUGCAGGGCCAUGAGCACCUCCUGGAGCACAUCAAGAGGAAGGUGUCAGUAGUAAAAAGUGAGGAGACCAAGAUGCGCCAGGAGGACCUCAGCAGGUUGCUAUAUGAGGUACAGAUACUGAAAAGUCAGCAGGAGAACAUGGAGUGCCAAAUGCAGGACAUGAAGCAGCAAAAUGAAGUCCUUUGGAGGGAGGUUGUUUCUCUGCGGCAGAACCACUCACAGCAACAGAAGGUGAUCAACAAGCUGAUUCAGUUUCUGUUUGGCCAGCUCCAAUCAAGCUCUGGCAGCGCUGGGAUAAAGAGGAAGCUGCCUCUGAUGCUUGACAGUGGGUUGUCAGCUCCGCAGGUGUCCAAGUUCAGCCGACAUUUGUCUGCAGAUGCUCUCCAUGACGCCUAUUUCAUACAGUCGCCAUCGACAGAACCCACCUCCUGUUUGCACAGCCCUGCGGUGGCUGCAGGACCCAUCAUAUCUGAUGUUACUGAAGCAUCACAAUCCAGCUUAAUGAAUAUGCAGUCCCCUCCUGAUAAUGACAGGGAGAAGUGCCUCAUGCUGAUCAAGGAGGAGCCAGCAAGCCCCGGGGUGAAGGCCACCAAUGAACCCGACAUCCCACUGUCUGGCUGCCGGGCCUGCCCUGAGCCCCCUGUGCUUCCAGUUGCCAUGGUGCAGUCUGUCCUGGAGGGCAAAGGGAGCUGUGGGGUGGCCCCCCCAGGGACGUCACAGCCCCCCGAGAGGAGAGGCAGGAGGACACUGCUGGACAGAACAGAUAUUUCAGACCCACUGGAGGGCCCCGACUGGAGCCUGGAGGGGCUGCAGCUGCUGCUGAGGAGCCAGCAGUAUGGCCUGGAGCCUGCUGGCCUCCUGGAUGUCUUCAAUCCCAAUUUACCAAUGAGUGAGUGCAAUUUGGCUGAAAUGGAAGCCAGUCUGUCUCCGAUGCAGCGGCUCACGGUCGAUCUGGAGAAGAAUGCAACUGAGCUGAACUCAAAAGUGUUCAACCCAUCAUUCAGCAGUGCCUGCCCAGGGAAAGACGUCCUUCUUGAAAGCUCCCAGCAGUUCCUCACUGACCGUCAGUCAGUCUUUGGAAACGACAUCAUCAGCUUACCUGAAAGUUCAUCGCUGUAUGUUCCAUCUGAAAACAUGGCUUCCUAUCUGUCCUCUGUGGGUGUCCAAGGGGAUAUCCCCUUAAACCUGAGCUCUUCGACUGAUAACAACCAGUGA